AUGCAUGAGCAAAUCUCAAGAAAUCGAAUAAUGAUUAACAGAAAUUCAAAAAAAGAACUUAUUUGUGAAGUUUUAAGUACUAGUCAAGACAGAAAAAGCAAAACUUAUAUUAUUGGAAAGAAGGGACGUUAUUACUUAAAACACAAUCAAUUGGCAGAUGAUAUACCUGUUGUUAUUAUUUUUAAGGCAAUGGGAUAUGAAUCUGAUCACUUAAUUGCAACAACUGUUGGAAUCGAAGAAGAAUACAUCGCAGCAAUAGGUCCAACAAUUGAUGAAUGUGCUCUUCUCAAUAUAAUUUCGCGUGCCGAUGCUAUAAAAUAUUUAAUUCCUCGAAUAAGAAGAAAAACGUUUGGCUCUAUUGGAGUUCGAGUUUCUCAAGAACAUGACGUUUUGGAUUUUUUAAGUAAUUCGAUGAUAUGUCAUAUUCUUUCGCCUGAAGGGAAUAUGAAAAUGAAAGCAAUUUAUAUUGGAUUAAUGAUUAGGAGACUUAUACAAGCAGAAAAAGGCAUUUGUGAUGCUGAUGAUCGUGAUUUUUAUGGCAACAAAAGAAUAGAACUUGCUGGUUCACUUUUGGCUUUGUUAUUUGAAGAUUUGUUUAAAAGAUUUAAUGGUGAAUUAAAACGAAUAACAGACAGCCAUUUGGGUAAAAAUUUGGCAGCUCCUCUUGAUAUUGUUAGACACAUGAGACAAGAUUUAAUUACAAAUGGAUUAAUAAAUGCUUUAGCAACUGGAAAUUGGACUAUUAGACGUUUUGGAAUGGAACGCCAAGGUGUUACUCAAGUUUUAAGCCGUCUUUCUUACAUUAGCGUUUUGGGUAUGAUGACAAGAAUAAAUUCAACAUUUGAAAAGACAAGAAAAGUUUCUGGACCUCGUUCACUUCAGUCUUCACAAUGGGGAAUAAUUUGUCCAGCAGAUACACCCGAAGGAGAAUCUUGUGGUUUAGUAAAGAAUUUGGCACUUUUAAGCCAUAUAACUACAGAUAGCGAUGAAACGCCGAUACUUGGUUUAUUAUACAAUUGUGGAGUUCAAGAUUUACGUUCAUUAAAAUUUAAUGUUAUUCAUAAUCCAGCUUAUAGUCUUAUAUUUUUAAAUGGUUCUGUUGUUGGAAUAACUGAUGAUAUUGAAAAUAUUUUGUCUACAAUUAAGAUGAUGAGAAGAAAAGGGUUUUUAAAUCCAUUUGUUUCUGUCAGUAAAAAUGCAAAUUCAAUUCAUUUGGCUUCUGAUGGAGGUAGAUUGUGUCGACCUUAUAUAAUUGUUGAAAGUGGUGUUCCUUUGCUUAAACAAUCACAAAUUGAGGCUGUAAAGAAUGGAACAAAAACUUUCGACAAUUUAAUAUCCGAAGGCGUUUUAGAGUUUUUAGAUGUAAAUGAAAUUAAUAAUGCUAGAAUUUCCGUUUAUGAGCAUCAAAUUAUUUCACAAACAACACACCUUGAGAUUGAGCCUUUCACUUUAUUGGGGGUUGUGGCAGGCCUUAUUCCCUAUCCACAUCACAAUCAAAGUCCAAGAAAUACUUAUCAAUGCGCUAUGGGUAAACAAGCAAUGGGGAGUUGUGGCUAUAACCAACAGAAAAGGAUUGAUACGUUAAUGUAUUUAUUGGUAUAUCCUCACAAACCUUUAGUCAAAACCAAAACACUCGAAUUAUCCAAUUUUGAAAAAUUACCAGCUGGUCAAAAUGCUAUUGUUGCUGUAAUGUCUUUUAGUGGUUAUGACAUUGAGGAUGCAUUAGUUUUAAAUAAAGCUUCUCUUGAUAGAGGAUUUGGACGUUGUAUGGUUUAUCGUUUUGCUAAAGGAAAUGCUCGAAAAUAUCCAAAUCAAACUUAUGACAAAUUUAUGGGCCCUUCACUAGAUGCUGUAAGCAGAAAACCAAUUUUCAGGCAUUCAGUUCUUGAUAAUGAAGGAAUUGUUUUUACUGGUGCAAAAGUUAUGCCAAGACAGGUUCAUUUUGUUAUAAUUUUUUGA
Messenger RNA from Meloidogyne enterolobii, 1959 nucleotides. NCBI's taxonomy places the organism in Eukaryota, Metazoa, Nematoda, Chromadorea, Rhabditida, Meloidogynidae. The record is from the annotation of a GenBank genome assembly.